Messenger RNA from Perca fluviatilis (European perch), 2905 nucleotides. RefSeq names its product endophilin-B1-like. Lineage: Eukaryota; Metazoa; Chordata; Actinopteri; Perciformes; Percidae. The record is from RefSeq and is a predicted model, not a curated record. Gene Ontology annotation, cellular component: cytoplasm. The transcript is spliced from 10 exons. Gene Ontology annotation, molecular function: protein binding. Bases 977 to 2458 code for a protein of 493 amino acids.
CUGAAAAAGACUGGGUGAAGAUAGUAGUAUGAUGUCAGUGGUUUUCAAUUUCAAUUGCUCAAAGGUGAGCAAGAUUUUUGUUGACCAGCCAUGAGUUCAGACACUCAAAACGUCACUGUAUUUUUUGUCAUUACUUUUCUCAUAUUUGUCAACGCUUGGCUGCUGUUUCAGCUUUCUUUUGGAUAAGAAGUCUUGGAGCUUUCCAAACAACACUGGAUGGAUAUGGGGCAUUUUGAGGAUGUCAACGAGUGACUUUUGUAUUUUUACACUAUGGCAAGCUCAUUUUUGCACGACUCUGCUGGAGAUUAUCUCAACUUGUUUUCUAAAAUAGGCGUGUAGAGAUUAAACUUUUAUUGUGAAAGUCAAAACCGGAAGUCCCGGGCACUAUUCUUGCCAUGUCAGAUUUUUGUCAUUAUUUUCUGUUUUUUACCCAGUUUAAAACAGCUAUUAAAGUCUUAACAUUCCGCUUUAAACAGCUAGCUAGCUAGUCUGCUGUGAAACGGACGCGUAUUUAAAAUAAUUCAGACGACACACUGCGGUGAAGCUACCGUUUAAAGCAGCAAAUUAAAAGUCCUAAACGGAGAUAACGGUGCACAUAAAUACACCACAGACUCCGACAACAACGCUUGUGUGUGUGUAAUGGGAUUCGGCAGCGGUUACGACCAAAUCCCAGCUGUAAACCAGCAACGUUAGCAAACAGCCAACUUGUCAGAGGAAGCCUUCAGCAUGGCUGGAUGGAUAAACUGACAACAACACACGCAGGUGCAUACACACUUGCGUCGUUUUCGUCUUUAUGUGCUCGGCGUAAUCUGGCUAACAGAGAGUGGUGGUGGUUAGCGGUUGAGGCCAUGGCGAGGUCAGCUGGCUGUUGCUGUUGUUCACUGGGCUUUUUAUAGCUAACGGUAGCUUAGUCCCGCGGGACCGUUAACGUUCUGUUGGACCACCGAGGACAGCGCGCGACCUUGGGGACGUUGUCAUGGAUUUGACGCGGUUGGCUGUGGAUGCUGGUCAGUUCAUCAACCGGGCUGUUCAGUACACGGAGGAGAGUCUUGGCCAUGCGGACAAGACAGAGUUGGACCCCGGGCUAGAGGAGCUCUUGUCCCGGGCAGACGCCACCAAGACCUGCACAGACAAAAUAAUCUCCCAGACUGAGGUUUUACUUCAGCCCAAUUCCGGAGCGCGGUUAGAGGACCGGCUAUAUGAGCAUCUGGAUUGGAGCGUCCCCCCUCGUCCUCGUGCGCAUGAAUUACUUGGAGACCAAAUGAUCCAGGCUGGGAUGGAAAUGGGGUCCAACACACCCUAUGGAACUGCACUGCUCAGGUGUGGAGAGGCUCAGAAGCAGCUUGGCGAGGCAGAGAGGAAAUUUGUCCAAAGCACUAACAUCCACUUUCUCACCCCUCUGAGGAGUUUCACUGAGGGGGAAUACAGAGCCAUGCAGGAUGAGCGCAAGAUGUUGGUGAAUAAGCGUUUGGACUUGGACAUAGCUAAGACCAGACUGAGAAAAGCCCACGAAGCCGACCAAGAAGGCAGAAACCUGAAUGCGAACCCCCUGGAAGACAACUACCUGUCCCAUGUCUCUUUCAUGUUCAGCUUCCUGCGCGUUAAAUGGCUAAAGAUGUGGGCCCAGGAAAUCUCUCAGGCAGAGAUGGAGCAAAGGAUUUGUCAGAGUCUUUUCGAUCGACAGUCAGAAAUCACAAGACAAGCUGUGGAAGGAAUCAGCAACACUCAUAACAACCACAUGCGGAGCCUGACUGACUUUGUGGAGGCUCAGGCUUGUUAUUUCGACCAGUGCAACCAACAGGCUCAGAAGCUUCAGAAGCAGCUGGCCAGCAUUCCAUCAGUCCUCUGCUCCAAUAACUGGCAGUCAGCAAUUAGUAAUGAAGUGAAUCAGCCGUCCGCAAGCAACCAUGUAGCCAAUGGGUUAAAUCAGGUCACUCCAAUUCCCAUAGUCGUCCACCAAGUUCCAGACUUCAACCAGGAUUCAUGGACUGCAAAUCCACCGGCCGCAACUGAAAAAACUAAAAAUUCCUCUGUAACCACACAGCCAAAUAACAACACCAACAACAACAACUUCUUUUCUGAUGGACAGGCAACCAGCCACUGUUUAGCAGUCAACCAAGCAUUGGACCAUGUCUGUUCAUCAAAUUCAGACAGUCACCAAACAGAUCAGAUAUCAGCAGUUAGCAUAACAGCCAGCGCAGGAACCAACGGAGCAACAGCUGCAAUAACCGAUGGUGCAGGUAGUCUGACGACGACAACAACAGCUUCCCCACCUUCUGAACUCAGCAGAACCUCAAACGAGCCUCAGACAGCAAAUGCAGUAGCCAGUGAGACCAUAACAGCCAAUGACAUAGCCAUAGAGACUUUGACAACCAGUGGCAUGGCUGCUGAGCCCCAAACAGCCAAUGAAACCGCAAGCGUGCUGCCCACUAUUAACGGAGAAGAUGCCCAGGAGUGAUGAACAGCCAGUCAGGACAUGGCUCAAUAGCUGGGACUUACUUUGCUUGGAGCUUCAGCUGAUUUAGAUCAAUGUAGCGAGAAUAUAGAUUGUAUUAUAAAGGAACAGAUACACAAUAUUAUAACGUGGUACGGUGAAUAUAAAAAAAAAAAACGUUAAUUAAUCCCAUAGCGAAGAUAAUGUGAAGUGGUUGUGAAAGUGCUUAUUUUUCUAAACGUGAUAUAGUGCUACAAUACUGUAAGUUUAGCCUUUAACCAUAUUCAUAUAUUAUUCAUGUUAUAUGAAAAUCACUGCUAAGUAUCAGUCCUCUCUUGUAGCAAUGGAUGUAAUGUCUACUCUGUAAUAUGUCCAAAACUAAAUCUUUAGUUUUUACUUUUAUCUAAUGUGAGAACUGAUGAAGCUUUGUGCCAAGUAUAUAUUUGUAAAAUCAUAUUGUGAAAACAUCAA